CCGGGAGCCCCGCGACAGUACGGCAGCCAUGGCGUCGCCCUUCAGCGGGGCGCUGCAGCUGACGGACCUGGAUGACUUCAUCGGGCCCUCUCAGUGGCCAGUUCGCGUGCUGAGAACAAGAGUCAAGUUCAGAGCGGGCAGGCUUGCAGGGCGUGAGCGUGCGGCUGGCAGCGCGGGCCUUCAUCUGGCUGUGAGCCGCAGAGUGACCGCUGGUGCCGGCGGGCUGUUCGAACGUGUACCCCGUGUGCAAGCCAUCUUUCUGCUAAGACUGCUUCCGUGGCCGGACGAAAGUCAGGACUGCGUCAAGCCCAUGAAGGUGGAUAAGAGCACAGGAAGUGGCGUGGCCAAGAUCCACAUUGAAGAAGAUGGGAGUUACUUCCAGGUCAGGCAGGACGGAGGGACUCAGAAGCUAGAGAAGGCCAAGAUCUCGCUGGGUGACUGCCUGGCGUGCAGUGGCUGUGUCACCUCCGCAGAGACCGUCCUCAUCACGCAGCAAAGCCAUGAGGAACUGCGGAAAAUUCUAGAUGCCAAUAAGACGGCGGCCCCCAGUCAGCAGAGGCUGGUUGUGGUUUCUGUGUCGCCCCAAUCCAGAGCGUCGCUGGCCGCAAGAUUUCAGCUGACUCCUACAGACACUGCCAAGAAGCUGACUGCAUUCUUCAAGAAAAUCGGGGUGCACUACGUGUUCGACACCGCCUUCUCGAGGAACUUCAGUCUCCUCGAGAGCCAGCGAGAAUUUGUGCAGCGGUUCCGAGGACAGGCCAGCUCUACACAGACCUUGCCUAUGCUCACGUCUGCCUGUCCAGGCUGGAUCUGCUAUGCGGAGAAGACGCACGGGAGCUUCCUUGUCCCUCACCUCAGCACAGCGCGGUCCCCGCAGCAGGUCAUGGGCUCCCUGGUCAAGGACUUCUUUGCCCAGCAGCAGCAUUUGACCCCUGACAGGAUCUACCAUGUGACGGUGAUGCCUUGCUAUGACAAAAAGUUGGAAGCUUCCAGACCAGACUUCUUCAGCCAGGAGUACCAGACUCGUGAUGUGGAUUGCGUGGUCACCACAGGAGAAGUCUUCAAGUUGCUAGAGGAAGAAGGGGUCUCCCUCUCGGAGCUGGAGCCAGCCCCCUUGGACAGUCUGUGCAACAGCGCAUCUGCCCAAGAGCCCACCAGCCAUCGAGGCGGGGGCUCCGGGGGCUACCUGGAGCAUGUGUUCCGGCAUGCAGCCCGGGAGCUCUUUGGGAUCCAUGUGGAUGAGGUCACCUACAGACCCCUGAGGAACAAGGACUUCCAGGAGGUGACCCUGGAGAAAGAGGGCCGUGUCCUGCUGCACUUUGCCGCCGCCUACGGCUUCCGCAACAUCCAGAACCUGGUGCAGAAGCUGAAGCGAGGGCGCUGCCCGUACCAUUACGUGGAGGUCAUGGCCUGCCCCGCAGGCUGCUUGAACGGCGGAGGCCAGCUCAAGGCUCCCGGCACAACUAGCAAGGAGCUGCUCCAGCACGUGCAGAUGCUGUAUGACGCGGUGACGGUGCAGGUGCCAGAGGAUGCACCUGGUGUCCAGGAACUGUAUGAGCACUGGCUGCAGGGCGAGGGCUCAGAGCGGACUGGCCGCCUGCUGCACACCAGCUACCGCGCGGUGGAGAUGGCCAGCUCUGGCCUCAGCAUCAGAUGGUAGGCUGCCUCGUCACGGGGCUGCUGGGCCCGCCCAGCCGGUACUGGGACUCCCACGAAGCUCGUGUCCUGACACC
Neogale vison (American mink) is the source of this 1733-nucleotide messenger RNA. It is a transcript of the gene CIAO3, whose product is annotated as cytosolic iron-sulfur assembly component 3. The coding region runs from base 29 to 1660 and encodes 543 amino acids. Gene Ontology annotation, cellular component: cytosolic [4Fe-4S] assembly targeting complex. Gene Ontology annotation, biological process: iron-sulfur cluster assembly. Gene Ontology annotation, molecular function: 4 iron, 4 sulfur cluster binding. The record is from RefSeq and is a predicted model, not a curated record. Lineage: Eukaryota; Metazoa; Chordata; Mammalia; Carnivora; Mustelidae. The transcript has 12 exons.